GUACAGAAGUGCAUUGCAUUCGGACCGGGCCGUGACAUGUUUGAGAGCACCCUCAUUAUUGCCCAACGUCAGUUUGAGAAAGCAAAGGAACUGUAUCAGACGGCCAAGGAGGAAGUCGCCGGCGACGUGGACUUUCGACACCAGUUUGUCGACAUUACAAAUGUUAGCGUCAAAUACCCCGCUGGUGGCCCGUAUCCGCAGUUUCUCAGUUCCUACAGCAGGAUAUCCUUCCAGGUGGAUAGGUUUACUCAGGGUCUCUUAAUCUACCCAUCCUGUCUGUUGCUUAUGGUGGUAGGAACCAAAACAGAUCAAUUUUUGGGCGUCGGUCAAUCCUCUGCUCCCACUAACUGA
Molecule: messenger RNA, 351 nt
Organism: Dibothriocephalus latus
Lineage: Eukaryota; Metazoa; Platyhelminthes; Cestoda; Diphyllobothriidea; Diphyllobothriidae
Source: the annotation of a GenBank genome assembly